Messenger RNA from Salarias fasciatus (jewelled blenny), 605 nucleotides. Its product is annotated as synaptosomal-associated protein 25-A-like. The coding region runs from base 1 to 594 and encodes 197 amino acids. The record is from RefSeq and is a predicted model, not a curated record. Lineage: Eukaryota; Metazoa; Chordata; Actinopteri; Blenniiformes; Blenniidae. Gene Ontology annotation, biological process: synaptic vesicle fusion to presynaptic active zone membrane; synaptic vesicle priming; exocytosis. The transcript has 6 exons. Gene Ontology annotation, molecular function: SNAP receptor activity; syntaxin-1 binding. Gene Ontology annotation, cellular component: synaptobrevin 2-SNAP-25-syntaxin-1a-complexin I complex; plasma membrane.
AUGAAAAUCACUGUGACUGGGACGACGUACGCAGUGAGUGUGGAUGAGCUGAAGAAAACCAUGCAGAACGUGACAGUUUUUAUAACAUCACUGAGUAAAGAUGCCGGCAUCAGGACCCUGGUCAUGUUGGAUGAACAGGGAGAACAACUGGAGCGCAUCGAGGAGGGGAUGGACCAAAUCAAUAAGGACAUGAAGGAUGCAGAAAAGAAUUUGAACAAUCUAGGACAGUUCUGUGGUCUAUGUUCAUGUCCAUGUAACAAGAUUAAGGGCGGGGGCCAGGCCUGGGGAGGGAACCAGGAUGGAGUGGUGAACAGCCAGCCGGGGGCUCGAGUGGUGGACGAGCGUGAACAGAUGGCCAUCAGCGGGGGUUUCAUCCGCAGGGUAACAGAUGAUGCCCGGGAGAACGAGAUGGACGAGAACUUAGAGCAGGUGGGCGGGAUCAUCGGCAAUCUGCGUCACAUGGCCCUGGACAUGGGCCAGGAGAUCGACACCCAGAACCGCCAGAUCGACAGGAUCAUGGAGAAGGCUGAUUCCAACAAGACCAGGAUCGAUGAGGCUAACCAGCGUGCUACGAAGAUGUUGGGCAGUGGCUAAACUGCAGCAAC